Molecule: messenger RNA, 1348 nt
Organism: Panthera uncia (snow leopard)
Lineage: Eukaryota; Metazoa; Chordata; Mammalia; Carnivora; Felidae
Gene: TRNAU1AP
Product: tRNA selenocysteine 1 associated protein 1
Exons: 10
Coding region: 296-1228 (310 amino acids)
Biological process (GO): selenocysteine incorporation
Cellular component (GO): nucleus
Molecular function (GO): tRNA binding
Source: RefSeq, a predicted model, not a curated record
GAGAGAAACCCGAGAAACCCCAUUACUGGAGCAACCGCGUGCCGGCAGUGACGUCUGCUCCGCCCCAUCCCGCCGACUCCGGCGUAGCUCCGCCCUCAGGGAUCCAGGAACUCCGCGCCCAGCCGAAUCGUCGGAAAAACCCGGAGUGGCAAAUCCGGGCGCGGCCCUGGGCGCUGGAGUUUCAGAGCUUGCGCAGAAGGCGUCCGAGGCGCAUGCUCCUUGGCGGUCCAGGACCCCGCGGUCUGGCUACCGCGCUGGCCUCCUUGGCCCACGGAAUUCCGGGCCGGCUGCGGACAUGGCGGCCAGCCUGUGGAUGGGAGAUCUGGAGCCCUACAUGGAUGAGAAUUUCAUCUCCAGAGCCUUUGCCACCAUGGGGGAGACCGUAAUGAGCGUCAAAAUUAUCCGAAACCGCCUCACUGGAAUCCCAGCUGGCUACUGUUUUGUAGAAUUCGCAGAUUUGGCCACAGCCGAGAAGUGUUUGCAUAAAAUUAAUGGGAAACCCCUUCCCGGAGCCACACCUGCAAAACGUUUUAAACUGAACUAUGCCACUUAUGGGAAACAACCGGAUAACAGCCCUGAGUACUCCCUGUUUGUGGGGGACCUGACCCCAGACGUGGAUGACGGCAUGCUGUAUGAAUUCUUCGUCAAAGUCUACCCCUCCUGUCGGGGAGGCAAGGUGGUUUUGGACCAGACAGGCGUGUCUAAGGGCUAUGGUUUUGUGAAAUUCACAGAUGAACUGGAACAGAAGCGAGCUCUGACUGAGUGCCAGGGAGCAGUUGGCUUAGGGUCUAAACCAGUUCGGCUGAGUGUGGCAAUCCCCAAAGCGAGCCGCGUGAAGCCAGUGGAAUAUAGUCAGAUGUACAGUUACAGCUACAACCAGUAUUACCAGCAGUACCAGAACUACUAUGCGCAGUGGGGCUAUGACCAGAACACAGGCAGCUACAGCUACAGCUACCCCCAGUAUGGCUACACACAGAGCACCAUGCAGACAUACGAAGAAGUCGGGGACGACGCAUUGGAAGCUUAUGAGGCUUCCAGUUUCUCCACAUCCUCACCAGUGAUUGUUACUCUUUUUCAUUACAGCCACACUGACCCCAUGCCGCAGUUGGAUGUGACGGAGGCCAACAAGGAGUUCAUGGAGCAGAGUGAGGAGCUGUACGAUGCACUGAUGGACUGUCACUGGCAGCCCCUGGACACAGUCUCUUCAGAGAUCCCUGCCAUGAUGUAGUCAGGACAAAGGACAAACAGAAACGGACUGUGUGAUGGAGAUAAGAGACUCCUUUUUAACAAAAGUAUUGGAAGAACUUUUACCUUUUUGGAAACGUUUUGUAAGAUUUUAGUAACCAAC